AUGGAAGUUCAUCAGGAGGAUGUUAUGAUCAUGGAGGAAAUGAAAAUGCACAUCAAGGGAAAACGCUCCAAACGUCCAAGACCCUCAUCGGCGCUUACUUUAACCAUAGCCUCCACCUCCUCCUCCUCCUCCACCACCACCACCACCACUGACGGUGCUCCACCCACAAACUCCAAUAUCGACUUCACCACCAUCCUUCAAGACAACCACGAUAACAACGAUGAGUAUGUGGCCAAUUGCCUGAUACUUUUGGCUCACGGCCAAUAUCUACCACCAUCAGACACUCGAUUAUAUGUUUAUGAAUGUAAAACAUGUAGCCGUGGUUUCACUUCUUUUCAAGCCCUUGGUGGUCACAGAGCCAGCCACAAGAAACCCCACAAGGACGUCCGUGAGAUUUCAAAAAAUAGAACAUCUCUUUGGAUCUGUCCAAACAAACCCUUAUCAUGUAACCCUAGUGGUUCCACCAAAGGUCCCAAGGUUCACGAAUGUUCAAUUUGUGGUUCUCAUUUUACAUCUGGUCAAGCAUUAGGUGGUCACAUGAGGCGACAUAGGUCCGUUAUGCCAACGACUACGUAUACGUCGACUACAACAACUUGUACCACGUCCGAUGAGCAUCACAAGUCGAAGAAACACAAAACGCUACUGCCGUUGGAUCUAAAUCUUCCGGCCCCUAUCGAGGAUGAUCACAACGAAACCAAAUCUCCGUUUGGAUUAAACAACCAAAUCAUCGUCUUUUCGACACCUUCUUUAGUUGACUGUCAUUUCUAA
Molecule: messenger RNA, 768 nt
Organism: Cynara cardunculus var. scolymus (artichoke)
Lineage: Eukaryota; Viridiplantae; Streptophyta; Magnoliopsida; Asterales; Asteraceae
Product: zinc finger protein ZAT5-like
Exons: 1
Coding region: 1-768 (255 amino acids)
Source: RefSeq, a predicted model, not a curated record